UUGCACUGACAUCCUCUCUGCUGUUCAUUGAGAAACGUCUCUCAUGAGGGGAUACUCCUUAUUUCUGUUAGUGAUCUUCCAAACUGCAUUUUCAAAGAGUCUGUGUUCACAGCGGUCCCACUGCCAUAAGCUUUUUUUCUUUCCUUUUUUUUAAACUGAAGUACACUGGUGCAGGAAAGUAGUCAGACAAACAGCAUGUGCAGAAAUGAUGACUACAGCAUCUUUCAUUGUUUUUUCUUUCUACCUGCUUGUCUGGCAGUUCAGUAAGCAAUUAGCGAUGCAUAUACCAGUAAGUCAGCCACCUGAGGUUAUUGCAGCUCUGGGAACACCAGUCAAACUGCUUUGUUACUUCAACUGCUCAUGUCCUGGCAGAGCAUAUGGAGGUUUCAGCUCAUCAUAUAGGAAAGUAUUUGCAAAUGUAACAUGCACAACUGUGGAUCAAGAAAAGUUCUGUGAAUCCAAAAGUAUAAUUGUCAAUACCACACUGGAUGAUGAAAAAACUUUUAUAUGCAAUGUGAAAAUACCUGGUGAGAACACUUCCUUUGAGGGUGAAGGAUCAGGAACCAAGGUGAUACUCUAUGCUGAACCUUCAUCUGUUGAAAUUAAAGAAGACAACCCUCUAGUGGAAGGCAGAUCAGCCAAUCUCACUUGCAUGGUCAGAGGAAUGCAUCCACAAAACAUCACACUCAGUUGGUUCCGUAAUGAUCUUUUCAGUGCUUUACCAAAUGAGCUCACAAGUACACCUAUUCUCACAAGCUUUGGAGAAAUUCAAAGUGUUCUUAGCUUUACUCCAAAUAUAAAUGACCACGGAACUUCUUAUUGGUGUCAGGCCUCUCACCCACUGUGGAGAAGAAAUGUUACACAGCAUAAAUUAUUAGAUGUCAAAAGUGGACCUCGAACAAUAAAUGUGACAAUUUUAAAAGGGCUUGAAACUCUAAAUGAUUUAUCAAAAUUUUUGGUGAUCCCAAAACACACGUACAUUGAGUUAUCUUGUUCAGCUGAUGGCAAUCCUAAACCUUUAAUUAUGUGGUUUCAUGAGAAAGAAGACUAUAAAAACUCCAUUGAUUCUUCCCUUGUGAUUCACAAGCACAUUUUAGUCAUUAAAGAAAUGACAAAAGAGAGUGAAGGCCUCUACACGUGUGUUGCAAACAACAGUUAUGGCAUGAUAAACGUGACUGUCUCCAUAAGUGCCACUGAAGGAACAGGGAUUAAUUUACUUUUAAUUUAUUUCACUAUUAUUGUCAUUUGCAAUAUUAUUUUGAUGAUGGCCUGCUUGGGAUUUUGUUUGUUAGUGAAGCAGAAAGGUAUGGUGGCAUUAUACUUUGCAAAAUAUUAGAAGUUUAAGUUUGCCAAGAAUCCUUUAAUGUAACAAAUUAAAUAUUUUAAGACAAAGAAUGCUGUAAUCUGUAUUCCUCAGAAUGUAUGUUAAUUUCUUCUCUAUAGAAUUUGCUACGUUUAAAUAAACCAAUUGGUGACAAAGAUCACAAACUAGUGUUGUCAGAUAAAUGUAAUUGGAGCUGAUUGAUUUUGUUUGUCAUUCACUAUGAUAACAGGACAAGUGUUAUGCUUUGGGUUUUUUAAAAUUUACCACUUAACUUUUAAAAUUCGGCGAUGGACUAGCGCCCUAUGCUGGCUGGGAUAGGCAGGACAAAGCAGAUUAGAAAUUGACUGUUUUUGUAUAUUGUAGAUUUGCGUUGAACAUUUUCAUUCUCCUUUAAUCAUUGAAGACAUUUUUCCUGUUUCAACAGGAUUUUUUACACAUAGAAUAAUUAAUAUUCUGAAAGUGUGG
Erpetoichthys calabaricus (reedfish) is the source of this 1789-nucleotide messenger RNA. RefSeq names its product myelin-associated glycoprotein-like. Gene Ontology annotation, cellular component: cell-cell junction. NCBI's taxonomy places the organism in Eukaryota, Metazoa, Chordata, Cladistia, Polypteriformes, Polypteridae. The transcript is spliced from 5 exons. Gene Ontology annotation, molecular function: cell adhesion molecule binding. Bases 206 to 1336 code for a protein of 376 amino acids. The record is from RefSeq and is a predicted model, not a curated record. Gene Ontology annotation, biological process: cell-cell adhesion.